AAGCAGGACUUUCCUUCUUGUACUGUAAGCUGCUUACUGCCCUCUCUGUAUUCACUUCCAGGUCGCUUUGUCACGCCACGUUGCCCGCUGGGAGGAUCCGAGCUCGUCACUUUUACGUUCGAGUACCGUCAAAGUGCUGGUUACUUCUUUUGCGUUAAGCUAAAUUAACAAUAAACUACUCUGAAUUGCUGCAGUAAUCUGCAGAAAAACGAACAGUUCAUGGGGGAUGCAGUGGUUGGUAUCCCUAACAAAGAUCAGCAGGCCUUGGUGGAACAGACUGUCUCCAACUGCAGGGAUCAGGAGGAGAGAAUCUAUAUGGACUACAAUGCUACCACCCCAUUAGAUCCAGAGGUUAUUAUGGCUAUUACUGAAGCUCUGAAGGAUGCAUGGGGAAACCCCAGCAGCACAUACUUGCCUGGCAGGAAGGCCAAAGGGAUUAAUGAUAAAUCUCGAGAGAGUGUUGCUUCAAUGGUAAACGGCCAAGCAGAGGACAUCAUCUUUAUGUCAGGUGGAACAGAGGCAAACAACCUGGUUUUCUACACAGCUGUCAAGCAUUUCUGGGACAGCUGGGGAGCAACUCUGCUGAAUGAAAAGCAAACGACUGUCCUCCCUCACAUCAUCACUUCCAGUAUAGAGCAUGACUCUGUGAAGAUCACUGCUGACAGCCUGCUGAAGGAGGGUAAAGCAGGUAUGACCAUCACUAUCUUUAGUAACGACUUUGAGAAUACCUCUUCUAAAUGGUAGCACAUUAUAGAUCUCAAAUAGUUGUUUUAAAGGAAAUGCCACAAAUUGAUUUGAAUGUAAGCAGACAAUAGCACUGUAAUAUAAAAAUAUAUAAUACAUAAUUUUUGAGCUUGGGUUUUCUUCUGGUACUCCUUUUUUUUUCACAUAGUUGCCACCUCAAAAUUGUCUGUUUUUUGGAUGUGCCCUGCAAUUGUGGCAUUGAGUGAUCAGAGACGAAGCAGACCCCGUAAUGCAGGAGAAUGUUUUAUUGUUAAUUAAGCUGGGUGCAUCAAAAUCCGAAGGGGCAAGACAGGCGGAUGGUCGGGUUGGUCCCGGGAGGUCAGAAGCCGGGUUGGUCAAUCCUACAAACAAAGACAAGACAAGGGGACGAUGCGACAGGAAGGUGGAUGAAGGCAAGCCAGGACGGCAGGGCAGGGCAGGAUCGGGCAGGCAGGCAGGGAUGAUCUGGGAAGCAGGGCAGGCACGACAGCAGGAUACGACGAGGCAGGCAGGGCAGGAGGGUUAGACAAAAGACAGAAAAGCGCUCGAUAAGUGUCAUGGGUAUUGCAACAAUACUCACAACCUUUGGAGCUUGCUUUGGGGUUAAGUAGCUUGGUUGGAUUGCAAUGAUUGCCUGUUGCUGUGCGACCCCGCCCCUGUAGGCGUGACAGCAAUGGUCUGGCAUCCCAUCCAAGGUGUACCCCAGGCUUAUGUCCUUCAGAGUUGUACACAAUCAAUAAAUUGAGAAUGGCUCUGAAAUUCUAAUUGUAUCCCCCAGACAAGAAAGACAUAUGGUUUUGGGACCUGUCUGCCACCGCUGCAGGUACUUUCUUGUUAAACAAACAACAAGUCCCAAACUUUAACUUUUUAAAAGAAAGAAAGAAAAGCAGACGGAAUUUAAACAAGUAGAGACAUGCCCGAGUGAAACACUGUCAAGAUAAAACAUCGUAUUUUAAGCACAAAUGACACAAGUCCCAAACUUUUAACUUUUAAACAAACGAAACAAGCACAAAAGAGCAAAUGCGAAACAAGCACAAACAUUUUAAACCUAUUACA
Messenger RNA from Paramormyrops kingsleyae, 1779 nucleotides. The record is from RefSeq and is a predicted model, not a curated record. Lineage: Eukaryota; Metazoa; Chordata; Actinopteri; Osteoglossiformes; Mormyridae.